AUGGCUGAAGAAGAGAAUUCUGACUCAUCUAUUCAUAGUUUUCCAGAGGUAAUAAUAAAUGAAAACAUCCCAGAUGCUAAUUUAGAGCUUUUUGACGUUAGAACUGAAGAAAUUAAUAAUGUACCAAAUAAGGAUUUUUACUCCGAGUGUCUGUCGAAAAUCAGAAUCAGCACAAAAAACACUUCAUCCGUAUUACAACAAGAAAAACAAGUAAAAUCCAAAGACCCGUUUAAUAUCGCAACUUUCGAUAAAGAAGAAAGCAUCGAUGAUGUUAUUCAAAAGCAACUAUACUAAAUUCCUGGGGAUAGCGCGGAAUACGCUAUCCCCAGGACCAACCGGGAUCGGAUCCACACAUGGAACGGGGGUUCCAUGUGUGGAUCCAUUUUUGACAUGUGAGAUAUUUACUUUCACGUGCCAAAAAUGGAUCCACACAUGGAAACCCUCGUUCCAUGUGGGAUCCGAUCCCGGUUGGUCCUGGGGAUAGCGUAUUCCGCGCUAUCCCCAGGAAUUUUCUAUAGAUAAUAUUGAGGUAAAAAAUAGACGGAGAUCGACUCUAAACAAUAAUCGUCCUAAGCCACCUCCUCCUCUGAUAUCUCAAAAAAAUAUAUUUGAGCCUGGAAGCUGUUUUAGCUGAUUUGUAAUUAAAGGAAAAUGCAUUAGAGAUAUAAUCCCAGAUUAUGAGUUGUUCCACUGCCGCGCAAUUUUCAACAAUUUACUCAAAAGCAACCAAGCGUGCUAUGAAGCUAUUUUUGGCUUAGCCAAACUGUUAGCGCAUGAAAGCAAAUAUGAUGAAUCAAUUCAACUAGUUAAGGAUGCUCUAAAAUUAAAGCCUAAUGACCAGCUUUUUCAAACAUGAUAUGCCUUUCUACAAAUGAAAAAUGCCCGCAAAACAAAAUCUGAAGCCCUUAAAAAUAAAGCUUUAUUUGAGAGUCUUUUAAGAAAUUACCCAAAUGAAAUAGAACUAUUAUGAGGACUAAUGGAACUUUCUUUAUCAGGUUUGCUGGCCCAUAGAGUAGAAAUCGAAGUUCCCCAGCAUUAUGCGACAAAAAUCAAAGAUAUUGACAAUUACUAUGGUUAUUUGGCUUGGAGUGCAAUUUUUUCUAGUGAAGGAAAAGAGCAGAAAUCUUUAGACAUCAUAAAAGAACUCGCCAGAUUAAACCCAACUAAGCCAGAAGCUCAUUUGUUUUUAUGGGAUUACUAUUAUCAUAAAAUUCAAGACUAUUCAGCUGCAGAAGAUGUAUCGACAGAAGCAUUUCUCAAAAUAACUGAAUAUGAAUGCUACAACGUAUUAUCUUGCAUUAAGUACGCAAAAUCUUUAUUUAAAAACGGAAAAUACAGAAACUGCUUUGAGCUUUUGCAGCAAAAAUUUCUUGAGCAUCCUACCUAUACUGUUUUCUUAUACCAGUAUGGAAAACUUUGCACUAAGUCAGAAGACUAUUCAUUUAACGGCUCAGCUAUAGGAGCUUUACAAGAAUGCUUAAGAAUCUGUGACAAAGGAAGAUAUGGAGUUAUACACUAUUGGCUUGCAAAAGCUUUCUUACUAGGCAGACAUCCAAUAGAUGCUUAUUACUCAAUGGAAAGUGCUCUUGAAUGUUUGGAACUUUCUGAGCAAAAGAAAAUUGAUGAGAUGAACCAUGAAAUGAAAAAUUUCAAAGAACAAAUUGAAGCUUUAGAAUCAGUAGAAAACUUUUUAAAAGGUAGAAUAAUUACAAUAGAAGGAAUUGAGAGAUAUAAAUUACUUUCUAAAAAAGUCAAAGAUCUUCAUAGAUUCAGCGGGGAUAUAUUACUUGCAAAAAUUUUAUGGGCAGAAGGCCACCAAGAAGAAGCGCUAUCUGUUUUAACUAAAACUGCUGCAGCAUCUGGAGGAAGAUUAGCUGCAUAUUUUCAGCUUUAUGAAUAUUUAUGGAUAAACAAAGAUUACAACACUUUGAAGCAGCUCUGUAAAGACAUGAUUAAAAAAUGCAAAAAUCAUCAAAUCCCGACAAAGGAAUGGAUGAAAGCUCAUAUCUUGUAUUCAAAAGUCCUUGUCAAGAAUUCUAAUCCAGCUAAAGCAAUUUUAUUAUUAAAGUGUUUAGCAAAAGUUUUUCCUCCUUUACCUUUUUCUAGUGUCCAAUAUACAAAGCAUCUUCAAAAAGCGACAUCUAUAAAAGACCUUCAAGAUUUAACUCUUCUUUGUUUAAACUCAAAAAAAAUUUGCUCGCUAUAUAAGGGACUAUUUUUUUUUAAAAAUUUAAAGAUAAAAUUUAAUAAAAAGAUUUUUUCUCAUACGCUAACCAAUGGGAAAUUUAUAAUGGUUUGCUCACUAAGCAAGAGAAGAGUAAGUAACAUCCAAAAAGAAGGACCCUCAAAUGAAAUCAGCGAAUAUCUAGAGUCCCUCACUAAAUCUGAAUCGCCAAGACCCCUAACUCUACCCCAUCCGUGAGCGAAUAAAAAAAUUCUGUUUGCUCAUAAGGAUAAUUUUUUUUUAAAAAAAUUUAUAUAGAAAUUUUAUAGCGAAAAUUUUUUGUAAAAUUUAAAAAAAUCCCAAUUCGAAAUAAUUUUAAAGCAAACAUAAAUUAGAUUUGAAAAAUUUAUGCUUAAAAAUGCAAGCUGUUUAAAAUUAAACAGAAUUCGCAAGAGAUUUCAUUAUAAUAAUUAUUAUUACUUAUAUAUCAAAAUAUUUUUUAAUCAGAAAUUUCUGCAUUAAAAAAAUUUUUAUUAGUUAUAAAUUGUGGAUUUUACUUAAAAAUUAGUUGUUUUUCCAAUGGUUUUUGUUCACUCACGGAGGGGGGAGUAAGAGAAAGGCGACUUCUUACUGAUCAAGCAAUGGAUGAAGAAAAUGAAGAAAAAGCUGGUGAAGAAAUAGAGCUUCCCAUAGUAGAAGUUAAUGAGAGAAGAUCCUUUAGCUUAAGAACAAGAAACAUCAAGAAAUUCAACUCUUUAUCAAUUAUGACUGAGUUUGAGGAUGAGGAAAUGGAAAUGAUAUUGAACAAUAAAGGAAAUAUAAAAAACUUAAACGCCCCUCUACCUACAGGAGAAGGAGCUUAUGUUGGCUUCUCAAUUUGUUCCGAACCAACUUUUUUAUAUAAAAUUGGAAAAAUAGCUGCAAGCUUUGGGGUAAUGAUUGAAGAUGGGCUAUUUGCUAUCCAUGACUAUAUUUUACUGUUAGUAUACGAAAGAGAUCCAGUCUUUUAUGAAAAAAGAAAAUCAAAAGCUCUAUACUGGAAAGUAUUUUUGUUUUUGCAUUUAAAUGACCAUCAGUCAGCACUUGCACUAAUUCCAAAAAUAAGACCAAGUUUCACUCCAGCAAAAAUUGAGAAAUUGAACAACAUGUUAAGAAGCAAGAACAUUGAUGUGAAAAUAAGUUAA
Blepharisma stoltei is the source of this 3348-nucleotide messenger RNA. The record is from the annotation of a GenBank genome assembly. NCBI's taxonomy places the organism in Eukaryota, Ciliophora, Heterotrichea, Heterotrichida, Blepharismidae.